Vidua chalybeata is the source of this 12343-nucleotide messenger RNA. It is a transcript of the gene VIRMA, whose product is annotated as vir like m6A methyltransferase associated. Gene Ontology annotation, molecular function: RNA binding. Gene Ontology annotation, cellular component: RNA N6-methyladenosine methyltransferase complex. The record is from RefSeq and is a predicted model, not a curated record. Lineage: Eukaryota; Metazoa; Chordata; Aves; Passeriformes; Viduidae. Bases 4058 to 9685 code for a protein of 1875 amino acids. The transcript has 24 exons.
GCCCUCAAAGGAGUUGACAGCUCCUCCCAAUUUGGUGUUGUCAGCAAAUUUACUUAAUAUGUCUUUGAGUCCCACGUCCAAGUCUUUAAUGAAGACAUUGAAAAGAACUGGGCCAAGGAUGGAGCCUUGUGGAACCCCACUAGUGACAGGUUGCCAGCCUGAUGUCACCCCAUUCACUAUAACUCUUUGCACCUGACCUGUGAGCCAGCUGCUCACCCAUCAUGUCACCUGGUUGUUCAGCUGUGUGCUGGACACUUCAGUGAAGGUCUGCCUGUGUAUUUCUUCAUUACUAUUCCUUAUGCUGGUGCAGGUUCACAGCUUGCACCACCUUUUAUUAACACGAACACAUUUGUUUGGCAGGAAGGGAGCAGAUGUGUUUCACCACUGCUGAGGAUCCUGUCAGCCACUGGCUUGUCCCCAUAGUGCUUGGUGUCCUCUUCCUGCCCUACUGUGGUUUGGUGCAGCCUGGUUCUCCUUGUGGGGACUGCCACCAAAUUCCAGCAUGACACAUCAUGGCUGGAAUAAUUUUCCCUCUUUCUGGUCCAAGAUUUCAAAAUUGACAUUCACUGGUAGCAGACACUGCAAUUUAAGGGGUUAAAAUGUCAACUUAACCCCUCCAGUUUUUAAAAGCAGUGGCUGAAAUUUUCCAUGUGAAUCCAGUAUAAGGAAACAACUAAGAUAAUUGUACCCUAUUUGUCAGAGGUUUAGAGUACCUGGUUUUCUUUGAGCAUUUGUCUUCUGACUUUUGAUGCAUUGAGUAAAACAUUUGUGAAGUGAAGGUCUGGGGUGUUUGUCCUCAGUAGUGGCUGCAGGUGAUCUGUACUCAGCAUCUGAGUAGCGAGGUUGGUCCUCACACAGGGAUUUUGCUUUGUGAUCUCUGCCUAGCCUGGAGCAAAAGGAUUCAACAGCAUAGGUUUUCUUUGUGCAGUUUUCCCUUUCAGGUCUUAGGUUACUGCAACUUCUUAAAAAAAAUUAUACUUCAGUACAAAAAUCCAGAACGUUUCUGAAAUUACUUCACAGUGGAGCAUGCCAGACAGAGAGUUCUGUCUUGGCUGGCUGCUCAUCUUUCAGUGAAACUUCAUCAUCUUUCCUAGCAGUUUCAUUCUCAGUGCCAGCUUGGCUUUUUAGAUGCAGCUCCUGUCUUUGUGAGAAUGAUUUUUGGAUGGACACCUGUUCCUUUACUAGUGAUUUCUUGUGUUCUGACUUAUGCACUUUUUUUCUUCUCUCUUCUGCCUUAUUGUCUCAUCCUAUGUCUCUGUCCAUCUAGGAGCAUGAGAGUCCCCAGAUUAUUGCUACAGCAGGCUGCAUUAUGUACAGUAAACCCUUCCAAAAGUGAAACUGUACCCUGAAAGUAUUUUUAGUUCCCAUUAUGUCUUUUGGAUUACUGGCUAACCUUUGUUUCAUUUAUUCAUUUGUUUCUGAAGCUGCUAAUCACUAAUUGCCACUGUAGAGCUAUUACCUUUUAUUUUUCUCUUGGCUAAUACAUUCCCUAAAACACCUGUUAUCCAGUCACAGUUCCCAUUCCACCCUCUUUCUAGCAUGCUUGCAGCAUCUGGUCUAACAACAUGCACCAGCUGGUCAGGUUCCUGUGUUGUGUUGCCCAUUCCAGUUGCUUGUCCCAGGCCAUUCCGUUGUCCUGGGACUGGUUAAGCAUAGUCUUUGCAUGAAGUGUCACCUUCCAGAUGACAUGGGCGUUGUUAUCUACAGGAAGGUACUGGGGUGCUUUGAAGUAAGGUGACCUCUCAGGGCUCCUCCCAGCACACUGUUACUGUUCUCAUCUCCUCUCUGGCAAUACUUUUGUUUCCUUUGUAACCGUUUUUCUGUCAUUUUUGUAUUAGUUCUGGUGAUUUCCCACCACGUGUCCUUUUGUUCCACUUAAUGUAACAGAAUAGUUCUGAAACAACUCACACCCCCGGCCCCCAGCACUGCAAGACUUAUAUGUCCUCUUAUUUAUUUCCUCCAUUUUUCUCAAGUUUUCUUCUUUCACCCAUUGAUCCCCUUCCUAAAAAACAAACAACCUGUGACUUUGCACUUCUCAGUAUGUCCAGAUUUCUUGUGCCAAUUCUGCAUCUCCCGCCCUGCUCUAUUCCUCUACAGGAGGGUCUUCACCUCGAUACCAGCCGCAACUGUUAGCCUUUCCUGCACAGACCUUCGGCCUCUGACAAGUACCCCACCUGUAUCACUUUUCCUCAGUUUCCUUCCAGAAUAUCAACUUCUUACAACUGAAAUUAGAGAAUCAGCUCUAUCAUUCUUUUUUGAAUGUGUUAAUGUUUACCACCAUUUUUUUAAUGUCUCUAAGAUAACUGCUGUUCCUAAAUAAAUUCUGUUGUCUCCACUUUCAUCAGUGGAGAAAAUACCUCGCAAAAUACACAAAUUGCUUCUUGAUAUUGUGCAACUGUGUGUGACAUUCAAACACUGUUGUUCUUGCAGCAAGGAAAUGCCUGACCUGUAAGCCCAGCCAUGUGCUGAAGUCAAUGACGCUGCAUUCAGAGCCAUCUAAAUUGAAUCCUGCAAAGCUGAUUCUGUUCACAUCCAGAGCUGCAGCUGUUCCCAGCAGCGAGGGAGUCACUGCAGAUAAAAACACAGGGCUGGAAUUCCCCUGCCAGUUACCAAACAACUCUCAGUGGCUGACCUGGUUGCAGUACUGUUGCAGGCUAUCCCAGCAGAGAAGUUAUCUGACAGGGACUGCGCUCCUCUGGCACAAUGGCACACAUGGUGAUGCCCACGUUUGGAGUAGUUGCAAAGCUACUGCCCCACAGAAGUCUCCAAAGAGCCCCUAAAGGUAAUCAAAACAAGCUAUGCCAAGUGUCAAAAGGCAUUGUGCUACUUUAGUAAAAUACAUAUAAAGGGGUUUUUCUUCUUUUCUACAUAAAGAUAUUGUAUUUUACUUCAGGAAUUUAGAUCUGGUAAUUCAUCAGGAUGAGACAGGGAUCCACACCAGGGCAAGAGUCACAGCAGGCAAAUCUGCCAGCAUGGCCAAGGAUGCCCCUUGGUUUUCAGAUUGUGAAAUAUUUCUUUAAAGGGAUUUGUACUUUAAUUACAUCUGUUCAAAUAGCAUGAGGCAGAACCACGUUUUCAGUGAACUGAGAAGAAAUUCUAGUUGAUGAGUAUCCCUUCACUGCCAUGAAACACCUCUUCAGGUGUGCCAGUAGAACUCAUUGGGGAGUUGGCUGUGGCUGGCUCCCUAACACAUGCUGUGGGGACAGGAACUUCCUGAACUAGUUUAACCACCACAAAUGGAUGUAUUGAACCACAGCCUUGUUUAAAGUGAUGCAACAUUUUCAUGUGGAGUACUACUUAGAGGACUGCUGCUCCUGGUGGAAGUGAAAGUGUGGAGUGCUGAGAGAGCAGCAAGCUCAGCUACUGGAACAAAAAAGGGGCUUGUGAAGUCCUGAUACACAGAUAAAUCAGUGAAUUUCAUAAGCAGCCGUUUCAGACACAAGAGGCAGAUAGCAAGGGAUAAUUAUCACUGUUAAAGAAAGUGAAGGUAUUUAGCUGAAGUUUCAGUCUAGAGAGGUAACACAUCUUUUUACAGCUUCCUCCAAAGGCACACGGUGCAGCUUUGCUGUCAGGCAUAGAGCUCGUACAGAAAACGUGUGUAGCCAACACCGCUUGCGUAAGAUUAAUUCCACAUCAUUCUCUCUGGCCAGGGCUUUGGCUUCGUGGUGUCCCCAGUGCUUGAUUGCUGUUGCAGAAGAGCAAUGGAUGCUAAACAGGUACUUCUGGCGCUGCGGAAAGGUUGAAAGGAAUUCUGCUAAACGAACUUGAGAGAAGCGACAGGUUCUCCACCUGAAAAGAGUUUGUUUUAAGCACGGGAAAAGCUGCAAAGGAAGUUUCUCAGGCGGGGCUGAAAUUAACCAGCACGGAGCUUGUGAAACCGAGCGGAGGCAAAGGUUCGGCGCGGACUGCGGUGACGCCCAGCGGGGACUGGGGGCUGUGGAGAGCGGGGGCACCGUCCCGCUGCUCACAACCCCGACUGCGGCCCGAGUUUUAGCAGGUGAAAGGUUGGACUCGACGAUCUCAGAGGUUUUUCCGACCUAAUUCAUUCUGUGACUCCAUGAGUACUGAAGGAGCCCAGGCGCUGUCUCCUCUGACGGCGCUGAGGGCGGCGGGACCCGCCCCGAGCCCCGUCCCCUCCCCUCGCGGCCCGGAAGCGCUCGCGCGCGCGCGCCGGAAGCGCGUCCCCCGCGGCCCGGCCAAGAUGGCGGCGGAUGCCGCCACCGAGCUGCUGUUCUUGGACACGUUCAAGCACCAGAGCGCGGAGCAAAGUACCAAUAUUGAUGUGAUUCGUUUUCCAUGCGUGGUUUACAUAAAUGAAGUCCGAGUCAUUCCUCCAGGAGUGAGAGCUCACACAAGUUUGCCUGACAACAGGGCUUAUGGAGAGACAUCCCCUCAUUCAUUUCAGCUGGACUUGUUUUUCAACAAUGUCAGCAAACCAAGUGCCCCUGUUUUUGAUCGGCUGGGAAGCCUUGAAUAUGAUGAAAACACUUCAAUUAUUUUCAGGCCCAAUGCAAAGGUCAACACAGAUGGAUUGGUUCUUAGAGGGUGGUACAACUGUCUGACUUUGGCAAUAUAUGGCUCAGUUGACAGGGUAAUAACUCAUGAGAGAGAGUCACCUCCUCCACCACCCCCUCCGCCUCCACCUCCCCAGCAACAGCCUGGAUUGAAAAGGAAUCCAAAACAUGUUGAUGGAGAGAAAGAAGACCAAUUCAAUGGCAGUCCUCCAAGACCACAACCCAGGGGACCAAGGACACCUCCAGGCCCUCCUCCUCCUGAUGAUGAUGAGGAUGAACCUAUGCCAGUGUCAGUGGUUGGGGAAAAAGAAGAUGAUGUGGACCAUAGGGAGGAUUACUUUGAGCCGAUUUCUCCUGAUCGAACGUCCAUUCAUCAAGAAAGCCAGUAUUCUGAUGAUGGAGAAGUAGAGGAAGAUCAACCAGAAGAAGGGGAUGAUGAUGAUGAUGUGGAUGUUGAGGAGGAGGAGGAUGAGGAUGACGACGACGAUGAUGAUGAUGAUGAUGGUCAUACAGUAGAGAGUCUUGCUGAUGAGGAAGAAGAGGAGGAGGAGGAAGAUGAUGAAGAUGAAGAAGAGGGUGAAGAGGAGGAAGAAGGUGAUGGAGAUGACGGCUAUGAGCAGAUUUCAAGUGACGAAGAUGUAAUUGCUGAUCUAGAACGUGAAACAUUUAAGUAUCCAAGCUUUGAUAUUGAAUAUACUCCUGAGGAUCUGGCAUCUGUGCCUCCUGUGACGUAUGAACCUUUUGAAAAGGAGCUUGGACCACUAUUAUACUUCAGCUGCCCUUACAAGACUGUAUUUGAAAAUGAAGUUGCUAAAAUAAAGGACCAAGACCCAGAAAAAGAAAAUUCAGGGGCAGCAGAAGGCUCAGUUAAAUUAACUGAACUGUUGGAAUUAUAUCAAGAGGAAAGGGGUGCAAAGUGGGUCACAGCAUUGGAAGAAAUUCCAAGUUUAAUAGUUAAAGAACUGAGCUACCUGCUGGUGAAAGACACAAAGCAAGACUAUAUUACCCAGCUAGUAGACUGGACCCUGCAAGCUUUAAACCUUCAGGUGGCUCUCAAACAGCCCAUUGCUUUGAAUGUUCGACAACUCAAAGCUGGGACAAAAUUGGUAUCUUCGUUAGCAGAAUGUGGGACUCAAGGAAUAAUGGCACUCUUGCAGGCAGGAGUUAUUAAUGUGUUGUUUGAACUGUUGUUUGCAGAUCAUGUAUCAUCAUCCCUUAAACUUAAUGCUUUUAAAGCUUUGGAUAGUGUCAUUAGUAUAACUGAGGGAAUGGAAAUGUUCCUAAGAGGUGGCACAGAUGUACAUGAAAAAAGUGGUUAUCAGAAACUCCUGGAACUCAUACUGUUAGAUCAGACUGUGCGAGUUGUUACAGCUGGUUCUGCAAUUCUCCAGAAAUGUCACUUCUACGAGAUUCUGUCAGACAUUAAAAAGGUGGUGGAUCAGUUAGCAGAGAACACUCCUCCUCUUCCUAAUCACACAGAGCCAGAACAGGACCAGGACUUGGCAGGACUUGAAAGAACCAACCAAGAAUAUGAAAAUGAUGUGGAGGCUCCUAUGGAUAUGGAUCAUCUUCUGGAAUCUUCUAAUAUAAGUGAAGGAGAGAUGGAAAAACUUGUUAGUCUUCUUGAAGAGAUCUUCCAUUUGAUGGAAACUGCUCCUCAUACAAUGAUUCAGCCCCCUGUGAAAUCUUUCCCAACCAUGGCACGCAUUACAGGCCCUCCAGAAAGGGAUGAUCCUUAUCCUGUCCUGUUUAGAUAUCUUCAUAGUCACCAUUUCUUGGAAUGCAUUACUUUGCUACUGUCUCUUCCAGUGACAGGUGCACAUCCAGGUGUGCUUCAGGCUAUCCGAGAUAUAUUGCGUUUCCUGGCACAGUCACAGAAGGGUCUUCUUUUCUUUAUUUCUGAGCAUGAGGCAACAAACUUGUUGGUUAGAGCACUUUGUCAGUUUUCUGAUCCAGAUCAAGAGGAAGGUCUGCAGUCAGAUGGUGCCAACGAGGAUACUUUUGCCCUGUGGCUGCUCCAUUCAACACAGACAUUACAGUGCAUUUCGGAAUUGUUCUGCCACUUCCAGCGGUGCACAGCCAGCGAGGAGACUGACCACUCAGAUCUGCUGGGAACACUUCACAACCUUUACUUGAUCACCUUUAACCCUGUAGGAAGAUCUGCUGUGGCUCAUGUAUUCAGUCUGGAAAAAAAUCUCCAAAGUCUUAUUACUUUAAUGGAGUACUAUUCCAAAGAAGCUUUAGGAGACUCAAAGUCUAAGAAGUCAGUUGCUUAUAAUUAUGCCUGCAUCCUUGUUUUGCUGGUGGUACAAUCUUCCAGUGAUGUCCAAAUGCUGGAACAGCACUCAGCACCUCUGCUGAAGCUUUGUAAAGCAGAUGAAAAUAACACCAAGUUGCAAGAGCUCAGCAAGUGGCUUGAACCUUUGAAAAAUCUUAGAUUUGAAAUAAACUGUAUUCCAAAUCUUAUUGAAUAUAUCAAGCAGAAUAUUGACAGUUUGAUGACUCCGGAUGGAGUUGGUCUUCCUACUGCACUUCGUGUUCUUUGUCAUAUUGCGUGUCCACCACCUCUGGUAGAAGGUCAACAGAAAGACCUUAAAUGGAAUCUUGCAGUUAUUCAGCUCUUCUCUUCCGAGGGAAUGGACACCUUCAUCCGGGUGUUGCAGAAGCUGAACAGCAUCCUUAUUCAGCCUUGGCGACUCCAUGUCAACAUGGGCACCACGCUGCACAGAGUUACUACUAUUUCUAUGGCCCGCUGUACACUCACUCUCCUUAAAACAAUGCUGACAGAACUCCUGAGAGGUGGAUCCUUUGAAUUCAAGGACAUGCGUGUUCCUGCAGCACUUGUUUCUUUACACAUGCUCCUCUGCUCUAUUCCUCUCUCAGGCCGCUUAGAUAGUGAUGAGCAAAAAAUCCAGAAUGACAUUGUUGAUGUCUUACUGACUUUUACUCAAGGUGUUAAUGAAAAACUUACCAUUUCUGAGGAAACUUUGGCGAACAAUACUUGGUCUUUAAUGCUGAAGGAAGUUCUCUCAUCAAUUUUGAGAAUUCCUGAAGGCUUUUUCUCUGGACUUAUACUGCUUUCAGAGUUGUUGCCUCUUCCACUGCCCAUGCAGACUACUCAGGUAAUUGAAGCCCACGAUAUUGCAGUGGCACUCAACACCAGGAAGCUGUGGAGUAUGCACCUCCAUGUGCAGGCCAAGUUGAUACAAGAGAUCGUUAGAUCUUUCUCUGGCUCAUCCUGCCAGCCCAUUCAGCAUAUGUUGAGGCGGAUUUGUGUUCAGUUGUGUGACUUGGCUUCACCUACUGCUCUUCUCAUCAUGAGGACGGUAUUGGAUCUAAUUGUAGAAGACCUGCAAAGCAACACAGAAGAUAAAGAGAAGCAGUACACUGGACAGACCACUCGACUGCUUGCUUUAUUGGAUGCCCUGGCUUCACAUAAAGCUUGUAAAUUGGCUAUUUUGCAUCUUAUCAAUGGAACUACUAAAGGAGAUGAAAAGUACGGAGAGGUUUUCCAGGAGCUCUUAGCUUUGAUGCGAUCAGCUGGGGACAAUGUCACUCAUCAACAGUGUGCUGAAUAUGUAACUUCCCUUUUGCAGUCCCUCUGUGAUCAGGAUAUUGCACUUAUUUUACCAAGUUCAUCAGAAGGCUCUGUGUCUGAAUUAGAGCAGCUUUCCAACUCCUUACCAAGCAAAGAGCUGAUGCCCUUAAUUUGUGACUGUCUGAUGGAAACUUUAACGAAUUCUGAGAGCAGUUACAGUUGUCUGCUGACAUGCAUCCGAACAAUGAUGUUCCUUACAGAGCAUGACUAUGGCUUCUACCACUUGAAGAGCUCUCUAAGAAAACACAGCAAUGCUCUGUACACUGUAUUAAAGCGAGUAAUAACUAGUUUCAGCAAAGACACAGGUGAACUGGCCUCUUCAUUUUUGGAUUUUAUGCGACAGAUUCUAAACUCUGAUACACUGGGGUGUGGAGAUGAUGGAAGCCUUAUGGAAACAGAUGGAUCCCAUUCAGGCAGAACGCUGGGUCUUACCACUGCAGAGUUAAAACAUCUACUGCAGAACAAAGAAGAAACCCCAGAAAGCCUGCUUCUUGAUCUGGAGAAGCAUGUUAUGGAUCGUUCUAAGGAAGAUGAUGGCCUUGAAUCCUUACUGGACAACAUUGUUGGAGUAAGGCAGAUGUUGGAAUCAGCAGGUGAUUCUUGUCCACUGAGUGACCAAGAUGUUGAGCCUACUCUUUCUGCACCAGACUCUCUUCAGAAUUUGUUUAACAACAGGACCACGUACGUGUUGGCAGAUGUGAUGGAUGACCAGCUGAAGUCCAUGUGGUUCUCACCCUUUCAGGCUGAAGAAAUAGACACUGACCUGGAUAUGGUAAAAGUUGACUUAAUUGAACUGUCAGAGAAGGGCUGCAGUGACUUUGACUUGCAAGCUGAAUUAGAGAGGUCAUUUUUGUCAGAACCAUCAUCUCCUGGACGCACAAAAACCACAAAAGGGUUCAAGCUCGGCAAGCACAAGCAUGAGACCUUCAUAACUUCAAGUGGGAAAUCUGAAUACAUAGAGCCUGCAAAGAGAGCUCAUGUUGUGCCACCACCCAGAGGAAGAGGAAGGGGAGGAUUUGGACAAGGAAUUCGACCGCACGAUAUCUUCCGUCAGAGGAAACAGAACACAAGCAGGCCACCCUCCAUGCAUGUGGAUGAUUUUGUUGCUGCAGAGAGCAAAGAAGUGGUUGCUCCAGAUGGGAUACCACCAGCCAAAAGGCCACCAAAAGUGUCACAGAAGAUUUCUUCACGUGGUGGGUUCUCAGGGAAUCGUGGAGGACGAGGAGCUUUUCACAGUCAGAACAGGUUCUUUACACCACCUGCUUCAAAAGGAAAUUACAGUCGUCGUGAAGGUGCUCGAGGCUCCAGUUGGAGUGCACAGAGUACGCCCAGGGGAACCUACAAUGACAGUAGAGGUGGUCAAAGCAAUUUUAACAGGGGUCCACUGCCACCACUGAGACCAUUAAGUUCAGCAGGCUACCGACCGAGUCCUCGCGAUCGUGCUUCCAGAGGCCGUGGAGGAAUUGGACCGUCUUGGACAAGUGCUAAUAGUAGUAGCAGUGGUGGCUCAAGAGGGAAAUUUGUUAGUGGAGGCAGUGGAAGAGGUCGUCAUGUACGUUCCUUCACACGAUAAAAUAAGACCAAUGGUGGAACAGCUCAACCUUGUGGACUUCUGUGAAGAUGACAAAGAAAGCAGCGUCACUAACGGACCAAUUCAGAGUUUCUGGUAUCUGGAGGACACCAAGAGAAUAUUUUUGUCUGAAGAAAAAGCUUUUGUUUGAUACAAGAAUUGAAAUUUCAAUAAAAAUCAAGACUUUUUGUGUACAAUUGUAAAUUUUUUGUUCCUUUUGAAAGAAUGUUUCAAUUUUUUUGUGGAUUUCAGUAGACAAUACUCAGUAAAGCACCUCUUUGAGUUAAGACUUGAAGGACUUCUUAAAUAUUCAUUGUGCCAAAAGAAAGGUGCAAGUGUUUUGUGGAUGGCUUAUUACUGCAAGAAAAUUAAAAAAUAUGUAUGUAUGGCAAUUUUGGGUUUUUUUUGUUCCUCUCAGGUAUACCAUUAGCUCUUUUUUUCCUUUGUUAUUUUGUUAGCCAGUCUGGGGUAUUAAUGAAUGAGGUGUGACUGCCAGCAGGUGAAGUAGCCAAUAAUGAAUCUGUUAAAGUAUACAAAUGUAAAUGUAAUUUAUUUAGGUUUUAUUGUACAUCUUGGGAAAUGACAUUAGAAACUUCUAAGUCCCACACCAGGUAAAAUUUGAAUAAAAUCUGUCACUAACUUCAGGGAGAAUAAGUCAACAUUCCAUCACUUACUUUCCAAGUCCAGCUCAUGCAUUAGGAGCACAGGAGUUACUUCACUGGAAAGCAGCAUAUACUUUCAGUUAAAAAGCAAAUACUCAUACCCUUAGAGUACCUGGAGUUAAUUUGUUCCCUGCCUCUCCUCUGCCUAACAUAGUUGAGGAGAGGGCAGAGACACAGAUAUAUAACCUGAGCCAACAUGUAGUCAGGUAGUGACGUUAAACCUGGUCUAUAAAGAGGUGGAGUUUUGUUCUGUGAUUAGAUGAAGAUACAGUGCAAAAAGAAAAAGGAGGAAUAGGAAUUAAUAAAGAAAUAUCAUUACUAAAUUAAAUUCUGAAUUUAUUUUCAUGUUGAAUUCAGUGAAGUAAGGUUUUAUGUGUUUGCAUUCCUAUGGGUUUCAUAGAAUUAACAGAUUAUCAGUAGCCAUUGCAUUUUUGGACAGGGUGGGGUAGCCUAAAGGCCACAUGCAAUAUUUGCAAAUGAGCUCCACUGUCAGACUUAAGUUUGAUUUUCACUUAUGUUUGGUCUGUUGACAUUACAGAAGUGCUAUAGAAGGGUCUUACUCUACUUAGAUACUGCCCACACCGUAUUUUAAGUGUUUCUAAAGUAUGGUAAUAUGUUAAAUUGAAAUUAUUUUACCUUUAUGCUGCCGGACUAAAUUAAGUAGGCUUUUAAUUUGAUACACAGAAGGUCCCUAUUAGCUGUAUUUUUCCUGUGUGGAGACUCUGAGGCUGUCCCACUGCUUGAGAGGUGAUUGAAUAAUCUAUGAAAGUUGGAAAUGUCCAUGAAUUGACUGGGUGCACCUACAGGGAACAGUAUUGGUUCUUUAAAGGUUUAACCUUAUUUAAAAUAACAUGGACAAAUUCGGAUUGGAAGCUAAACAAUUUUCUGAAUGAUAAAAUAAGAGGGAGAUGUAAUUUUACUAAUAAUGACUAAAAUGGGUGGAGCUUUCACAGGCAUUACUGUUAUUAAUGCUAUUUUUUAAGGAGAACUGCAUAAAUAUUUUUACAGCUGACUCACUCCUUUAUACCAUUUGUUUAAGGUGGUUUUAUUUUUUUAGAAAUUUUACUGUUUUCAAAACUAGCAGGGAUAUAAAUAAUUUGGCUUCUGUCAGGGAAUUUGAAAUGAAAAGUAAAGUGUCAAGCAUGGAAUAAAUACGUAAAUAUUCAGUACUGGUUCUUCAGAGUUUAAAAUAUACAGCAUGUCACAUUAGUAAUUUUCAAACUAGGAGGAAAUAAAGGGUUGGUUACAUUGGUGUACCAGAGCUGUGUAAAUUUAAACUUGAAAAAAGAAGUGUGUGUAUAUCAUGUUUUUUGUUUUGUUAUCUUUUUUACUGAUGAAUUUAGUUCUGUGACCCUUCAAUACAAAGUGGCUCCUUUCAUGGAUAAAUCCAGCAUGAAAUAAUGCUGUUUAAAACUCAGGUGUUACUUGGUUUGCUUUUUAAAAUGGGAUUGCUACCAUGAGUAAAUAACACUUCAAAGAAGUGUUCAAUUUUGCUUUUGAUACUCUGGCUAAAAAAAGACAUUUCCAAGUUUUGUUUCCUGACUGGAACACCAGGAAGUGGCUAACUUCAGAGACUCCUGUAGCUUACUUGAUGAGCAGACCAGUGGGAGGAGGGCGAGUGAGGCAGAAGAGAUCUCCAGUGCAGCACGGAGAGACAAAGGCACAGUCUGUGUGUGGCAGAAGGGUGAGACAAGUUGUGUGCGUUUGUUUUUGCUUCCAUAAUCUUUAGCUGCUGUGCAGUCUGAAAUGUGGCUGAGGGCCAGGUGUACAUGGAGAGGUGUAGGAGAUAAACAAGUUAGCAGCCCAGAUCCUGGUCUCUGGUUGUGCCAUGUUGGCUUUCAGCCUUUUUUUUUUCCUGCUGAGUAACUCCUCCAUCAGGUAAGAGAACAUGUCUAGUGGGUGAAGACAGAGGACUGCAUGCAACAAAUUCCUGCUUGAGUGCCCCAUGUCCAGAUUGCUCAUGUUUAAGCAAAUAAAGCUCUGUUUUUUGCUCUUCUUA